GACAUCUUGUUGAAGCUUCCAUUUGCACAACCAAGGGAGAUGCACAAAUGAACUAUACAACAAAAUGUGAAUCUACAUCAAAUGAAAAACAAAUUCCUAUAAACACUGAUAGUUGUACAAGCACAGACCAUACACAGACAGAAUAUGUACCUGACCUUAUUAAGGUAGAAUCAGACUCAUGUGAAAUCGGCACUCUCUCCAGUAUCAAGGUUUAUACACCUACAGGAAAUCAACAGAUGGACUAUACAUCAAAUAAUGAAUCCGUAUUAAACAAAGAAGAAAAUUCAGGAGACAUAGACAUUUAUGCACCCAGAGAACAUACGCAGACAGAAUAUUCAUCCACUCUUAUUAAGGAGGAUUUGACAUCAUAUGAGGAUGGAAAUUUCACCACCUUAGACCUUCUUACCCCCACUUGUCAUACUGAAAUACAAAACUAUUCUGAAUGUAGAAAAUGCUUCACUGAAACUUCAGAUAUUAAUAAACAUGUAAGGAUUCAUACAGGAGAAGAAACAUCAAAUCACAAUAAACUUAUGAAUAUUCACAUGGGAGAUAAAUCAUUUUCCUGUUCAGAAUGCGGAAAAAGUUUCAAUCACUCUUAUAAUCUUAAGGCUCAUCUAAAGAUUCACACAGGAGAGAAACCGUUUUCAUGUUCUGUAUGUGGGAAAUGUUUUGCUCGCAUGUCAAAUCUUAAGAAACAUCAAAUGACUCACACAGGAGAGAAACCAUAUUCAUGUUCAGAAUGUGGGAAAUGUUUCAGUUACUCUUCCGCUCGUAACAAACAUCAAAGGAUUCACACAGGAGAGAAAUCAUUUUCAUGUUCAGAAUGUGGAAAAUGUUUCAGUGACCCUUCUAAUCUUAAGACACAUCAAAGGACUCACACAGGAGAGAAACCAUUUUCAUGUUCAGAAUGUGGAAAACGUUUCAGUGUCUCUUCCGCUCGUAACAAACAUCAAAGGAUUCACACAGGAGAGAAAUCAUUUUCAUGUUCAGAAUGUGGAAAAUGUUUCAGUGACCCUUCCAGUCUUAAGACACAUCAAAGGACUCACACAGGAGAGAAACCAUUUUCAUGUUCAGAAUGUGGAAAACGUUUCAGUGACUCUUCCUCUCGUAACACACAUCAAAUGAUUCACACUGGAGAGAAACCAUUUUCAUGUUCAGAAUGUGGGAAAUGUUUUAGACAAAUGGCAAAUCUUAAGACCCAUCAGAUGAUUCACACAAGAGAAAAAACUAUUUCUUGUUAAGAAUGUCUGAAAUGUUUCAUUGUUCAAUGCUACACUCCAAUUAAUACAUUAUUUAGAAAUAAGAACCAUUGAAUGCUACCCUGCACUACUGCGCCGUGUGCCCGUCCACCUACAAAUUUGCCUUCGGAAGAGAAGGGGGUAAAACAAAAUACCAGGGGUGGCCAAACUUCAUACUUGUUAGAGCCUCAUGGUAACAUUUAGAA
Messenger RNA from Pelobates fuscus (common spadefoot toad), 1444 nucleotides. RefSeq names its product oocyte zinc finger protein XlCOF6.1-like. The transcript has a single exon. Gene Ontology annotation, biological process: regulation of transcription by RNA polymerase II. NCBI's taxonomy places the organism in Eukaryota, Metazoa, Chordata, Amphibia, Anura, Pelobatidae. The record is from RefSeq and is a predicted model, not a curated record. The coding region runs from base 48 to 1241 and encodes 397 amino acids. Gene Ontology annotation, molecular function: RNA polymerase II cis-regulatory region sequence-specific DNA binding; DNA-binding transcription factor activity, RNA polymerase II-specific.